This is a messenger RNA of Fragaria vesca subsp. vesca, 1116 nucleotides long. RefSeq lists its product as uncharacterized. Gene Ontology annotation, biological process: regulation of DNA-templated transcription. NCBI's taxonomy places the organism in Eukaryota, Viridiplantae, Streptophyta, Magnoliopsida, Rosales, Rosaceae. Bases 15 to 965 code for a protein of 316 amino acids. The transcript is spliced from 3 exons. The record is from RefSeq and is a predicted model, not a curated record.
UUCAAGCUUGAAGGAUGUCAAUGGAUGAUACUCCACCAGCAGAGGAGCUUCUAAACAAGUUUCAACUACUGGAAGAGGGUCAGGAACACCGCAAGCAAGAACUGCCAACCCUGUUCAUCAGGGACUACUCUUAUUCCUAUGCUGAGCUGGAAAACCAAAGAGCUUUCUCAGUUUUGCCGCAGUAUUCAAGAUUCUUUUCAAAAAGUAGAAUCAGCAGUGGCAGUCAGCUGCCAUCAACUCUGAACUUCAGUAAUCACCAGUGUCUGAACAUAUUGCAGUCAAUGGGACAAUCUGUUUAUAUAUUUGAUCUAAACUGUCGUAUAAUUUACUGGAAUAAAGCUGCUGGAGAUAUAUUUGGUUAUUCUUUGGCAGAGGCCCUUGGACAGAAUGUCGUUGAGCUCGUGGCAGAUCCCCAAGCCUUUGCUGUUGGACACAGUAUUGCUCAACGUCUCACCAUGGGGGAGAGCUGGACAGGGCAGUUCCCAGUCAGGAGCAAAAUGGGGGAAUCGUUUUCAAUCUUUACCACGAAUACUCCAUUUUGUGAUGAUGAUGAUGGCAAUUUUAUUGGGGUUAUUUCCGUCUCAAGUAAGGUCCACCCUUUUCAAGAGAAUAGGGUUCACCUGUUAGGUGUUGAUGAGCUCCCAGAACCAGAUUCAAUCUUCGGCCCUUGUAACACUGUUGCAACUCAACUUGGUUUUGAUCCUCAGCAGCCUCUACAAAAUACAACUGCAUCAACAUUAACAACUUUGGCAGCCAAGGUGAGCAACAAAGUCAAGACAAAAUUCGGUGUAGGAAAAGGCAACUGGGAUUGCAUAACUGGGAAAGGAGACAAUCCUCAGUGUGACCAUAGUGAGGAUGGGAACUUAAGUGCGGCUAGUUCACCUAGAGGAACUAUUACUCCAUCUCCUUUCGCUAUACUUUCCAAGAUCAAAGACAAGUUUCAUAAGAAUUCCAGAUGUUCAUAAUAAUUCCAGAUGUUACUGCAUGACUACAUCUGUAUCCAAGUGUCAUAAGUUAAUAAAGUUUCUUAAGAGUUCCAGAUUAAUUCCAGAGCCAGUGGGAUGAUUUCCUAAGAAAAUGAUAUAUAUGUAGUUCUCCGUAGCAAGAUGCAGAUUC